Messenger RNA from Jaculus jaculus (lesser Egyptian jerboa), 3435 nucleotides. RefSeq names its product glycine receptor alpha 2 (gene Glra2). The coding region runs from base 807 to 2165 and encodes 452 amino acids. Gene Ontology annotation, cellular component: plasma membrane; synapse; postsynaptic membrane. Gene Ontology annotation, molecular function: transmembrane signaling receptor activity; glycine binding; transmitter-gated monoatomic ion channel activity. Lineage: Eukaryota; Metazoa; Chordata; Mammalia; Rodentia; Dipodidae. The transcript is spliced from 9 exons. Gene Ontology annotation, biological process: chemical synaptic transmission; chloride transmembrane transport; nervous system process. The record is from RefSeq and is a predicted model, not a curated record.
CUGUCCCGCCCAUUCACCAGCAGACUAGCGUUUUCAGGAGCUCAGACCCCAGCCUCUUAUACCCUCUCCGUCUCCCUAGACGUGCUCUUCUUUUGUCGUCAUCGCACCCCUUUCAGUACCCCCUUGCCGAACGACCAUCCACUUGGUGCCUUUCAACAGCAGACGCGUCCCCUUUUGAAUGCUUCUCCCGGACCCCCGCCCCAAGCUACUGAAAAAGGAAACAUGCGCACUUCAGAGCUAGGAGCUGUCCGAGUGCUGAAAUUUAUAGGCUGGGUAAGAUCACGUCUCCGUCUCAUUCUGUAGCUCUCAUUCCAGCACAGGAUCUCAGCAAUUCUUCCCUCUUCUCCCCAAACACUCCAGCGCACAGAGUCCUUUCUUCUCCCUCAUCUACAACUUCUUUUAAAAAGAGAACAUUUUUCUAGAGAAAAGGGCUCUGCUAAAAAGAAAGAAUAUAAAACAAAAGGCACAGCAACCCUACUUUCAGCAUGGCAUUGUCACCAGACCCCUUUGCAUGGUGAUGCUAUUAAGGUAGCAGCAUUUUUAUUAUUCAGGAAAAGCAGCUGGGGGAUUCAUCAGUUCUGAGGCUUUGUCUUCCCUGGGCUAACUGAUGGUCCUGAGCCUCGGUUUGACCUGACCAUGAUGCCCAGGACUGGCACUUUUUGUUUUUUCUCAGCAAACUGUACAACCUCAAAUCUCUUUUUGAUUUUCAAGGAAACUAGAUUCCUGCCAGAUUUUGAAUCUAGGCAAUAAAUAGACACUUUGUCCAAGCUUCUUUCUGGAAUCAUUUCGAGAUCACAGAAACAGGAAUGAACCGGCAGCUAGUGAACAUUUUGACAGCCUUGUUUGCAUUUUUCUUAGAGACAAACCACUUCAGGGCAGCACUCUGCAAAGACCAUGACUCCAGGUCUGGAAAACAACCUUCGCAGACUUUAUCUCCUUCAGAUUUCUUGGAUAAAUUAAUGGGACGGACAUCAGGAUAUGAUGCAAGGAUCAGGCCAAAUUUUAAAGGGCCUCCUGUAAAUGUUACCUGCAACAUAUUUAUCAACAGCUUUGGGUCAAUAGCAGAAACUACAAUGGAUUACCGAGUGAAUAUUUUUCUGAGACAACAGUGGAAUGAUUCACGUCUGGCAUAUAGUGAGUACCCAGAUGAUUCCCUGGACUUGGACCCAUCUAUGUUAGACUCCAUUUGGAAACCAGAUCUGUUCUUUGCCAAUGAGAAAGGUGCCAACUUCCAUGAUGUCACCACGGACAAUAAAUUGCUGCGGAUUUCAAAGAAUGGCAAAGUGCUCUACAGUAUUAGACUCACCUUGACCUUAUCCUGUCCCAUGGACUUGAAGAACUUUCCAAUGGAUGUCCAGACUUGUACGAUGCAGCUGGAGAGCUUUGGGUACACAAUGAAUGACCUGAUAUUUGAAUGGUUAAGUGAUGGUCCAGUGCAAGUUGCUGAAGGAUUGACCCUGCCUCAGUUUAUUUUGAAAGAAGAGAAGGAACUUGGCUAUUGCACAAAGCACUACAACACAGGAAAAUUUACCUGCAUCGAGGUCAAGUUUCACCUGGAACGUCAGAUGGGAUAUUAUUUGAUCCAGAUGUACAUCCCCAGUCUGCUGAUAGUAAUUUUGUCCUGGGUCUCCUUUUGGAUAAACAUGGAUGCAGCUCCUGCUAGGGUUGCACUGGGCAUCACCACAGUCUUAACGAUGACCACCCAGAGUUCAGGCUCCAGGGCAUCUCUUCCAAAGGUCUCCUAUGUGAAAGCGAUUGACAUUUGGAUGGCAGUGUGCCUUCUGUUUGUGUUUGCGGCCUUAUUGGAAUAUGCAGCAGUCAACUUUGUCUCCAGGCAACACAAGGAGUUCCUACGACUCAGAAGACGUCAGAAGAGGCAGAAUAAGGAAGAAGAUGUUACUCGUGAAAGUCGUUUUAAUUUCAGUGGUUAUGGGAUGGGUCACUGUCUCCAAGUAAAAGAUGGAACCGCUGUCAAGGCCACCCCUGCCAACCCACUUCCUCAACCCCCCAAAGAUGCAGAUGCCAUCAAGAAGAAGUUUGUGGACCGGGCAAAAAGGAUUGACACGAUAUCUCGAGCUGCCUUCCCAUUGGCCUUUCUCAUUUUCAACAUCUUUUACUGGAUCACAUACAAGAUUAUUCGGCAUGAAGAUGUCCACAAGAAAUAGAUGUGCGCUACAAACCCUGGGACCUUCUUUCCUAAGUGUUGUGCUUGUAAAUACACAGUUAAAUUGUCUUUGUAUCACUUUGACAGAAAAGAAGACUGAGGGAGGGGGGAGGGAGGAUCAUGGGGGUGGGGUUGCUGUCAGCUACAUUUAAAAAAAGACAAGUUCUGUGGGCAAUGAAGAAAAUUGUUUGCACAAGUCAAGGUGUUUCAGAAUCAUGUGUUCAUAUUUCUCAUCCAUAGUCCUUAGCCUUGUUCUUUCAGAUGACACAUCAAUAAGACAUGAUAUGCAGGGUCAAGUUCUUGAGGGCUGAUUAUCUUUGGGUUGGUUUUCACUAAUUCUGGGAAUUAAAAGUUGGCUUAAAAUGCAUAUGCACAGAAAGAGAGAGAGAGAGAGAAGGGAGAGAGAGAGAAUGCUUAUCACUUGACCAUAGUGAGUAGUCUAGAAUGAAUUGCAGACCAAACAUUUUCAGGAAAAUGCUGCCUUGUUCUGAAAACAAGCCUCCCCAGCUGAGCUGUGUUCUUUAAAAUGUCUGUAAUUAGUGUUUCACCCAAGAAACCCUUUUGUGGGUCGUAAGUUAUUUCUACUUAUCUUGGAAACAACAAUGAAAUAAACACCAAUGACAAACAACAGGUUUCUACUCUACCAUCUGUGUAGGAAUGCACUUUGAUAUUAUCUCUCUUUCCUAGAUGUAAUUUUGGGGUUUGACUGUGUAUUGUGUAAUUGAUUUGAUAGUAUAUCCUCUUAAAAGCAAAUACUCAUUUCAUUUUAAAUCCAAGAUAGCAACUAUGUAUAUUUUCCACUUUGGCUAUAUUUAUGUGCAACUUUAAGUGCCCUGGUGUAACUUAGCCAUUGCAGCCACUCAACCACAAUAUUUAUGGAGAUGGUGCGUCCUAAAUGGUGUAACUCUGAUUAGCUUGAACUUCCCAUUUCUGCUUUCAUUGUAGCUGUAACUACUAGUCCUAAUGUUGACUGACCCAUAAUUUCUAAUGUCAAUCUAAGUGAGUAUCAUUUUAAAUAUCCUUGAUUAACUUAAAUUUUAAAAUUGUACUGUGAUUUUCAUAACCCGUUGCCUUUUUGGUACCAGAGCUACGUGGUUUGAAUCCUGGCUAUAUGUUUUAAGUAAGAAAAAUAAAAAGAUGUAUUUUUGCUUACUCAAAUAAAAGACAACAUGUAAAAAUAUAAGGAAAUAAUUACAUUUUACAUGUGCUGUAAAAGGGAUUAUUUUAAAAAAUCAUUUGUUCAAUUUCAAUAAAGAUAAGUGUGCCAUAAA